Letharia lupina is the source of this 1623-nucleotide messenger RNA. RefSeq lists its product as uncharacterized. The coding region runs from base 1 to 1623 and encodes 540 amino acids. The transcript has 2 exons. Lineage: Eukaryota; Fungi; Ascomycota; Lecanoromycetes; Lecanorales; Parmeliaceae. The record is from RefSeq and is a predicted model, not a curated record.
AUGCGGUCAAGCUCAUUAGAAAAUGAAAUCUCGAAUUUGGAUACCUCAAUAAACGAGGAUGUAGCAAGAGCAGGACUGUUAGAACAUCCCAAUGCAUCAGAUAGUAUCAGGUUACAGGACUUCGCCCACGACUCGGCAUCUCAGCAGCAGCAUCAUGUUGUUCAACACGUCACGCACGACGUCGACGAAGAGGAUAUCCCCAUAGCGCAAGAGGAGGGGAAACCUCAGCGUCCAACCAUACUUCCUCGUCCAUCGAGUAUAGCCCGCCAUGCCUCCUUCCUCGAUGAAGACGAAGCCCCACCUACUUCUCCAUCUCCAUCUCACCCACCCACCAAACAAGACAAACCCGGCCCCGUAGCCUGGCGCGAUCUUCCCAAAAAGUCCCAACUCGCAAUCCUAACCCUCGCCCGCCUCUCCGAACCCCUGACACAGACAUCCCUUCAAGCUUAUAUGUUCUACCAGCUCAAAUCCUUCAAUCCGUCCCUCCCUCCCUCCACCAUCUCAGCCCAAGCGGGUAUGCUGCAGGGCAGCUUUACCGCCGCGCAGUUCGUGACUGCUAUACUGUGGGGAAGGAUGGCAGAUGCGGAGUGGGGUGGUAGAAAACGGGUGCUGUUGAUUGGAUUGGCGGGGACGGCGACACUCGAAGCCAUACGAGACCAACCAGACCUGGGUCUCCGCCUCGGUCACUCCAUCGUCAACGCCUUCCGUUACCUUUUUUGCCAAAACACUCACCAUUAUACCGCCAUCAAUGCUGACGAUGAUCUGGGCUCCCCAAUGGAUGGCUCUCGGCUUGACUCCUACGAACUCGAAUCGCGCCUCCCCAAAUCACCUACCCAGAAACCGAAGCCAAGACUUAAACUGCCAUUGUCCCGCAUCUGGACCCGCAACGUCCUCUGCACCCUUCUCUGCCACUCGAUUCUAGCUCUCCACAUCGGUACCUUCAACAAUCUCUGGUUCAUACAUCUCUCGGCGCCCCGCUUCGAUCCGGAGAGCCCAUCUCCACCUUCUCACACACGGCAAUCCCUGCCUUUUGGCUUCACGGGCGGACUAGGGAUGCCUCCUCGCAGCGUCGGAUUCGCCAUGGCUGUCCUUGGCAUCAUUGGAAUAAGCCUACAACUUCUUGUCUACCCGGCUGUAAACGCAAGACUCGGAACCCUGAGAAGCUUUCGCUAUAGUCUUUGCCUUUUCCCUCUCACCUACACUUUGACGCCAUACCUCUCCAUCAUCCACUCCUCCCUUGCUCCACCGAAUCAGGCCUCCGGUAUCCUGGUCUGGCUCGCGUUAAGUUGCGUCUUGUUGGUCCAAGUCGUCGGCCGCACAUUCGCCCUACCCGCUACCAUCAUCCUUAUCAACAACUGCUCCCCACACCCGAGUGUGCUGGGUACCAUUCACGGUAUUGCGCAGAGCGUCAGUAGUGCGAGUAGGACAGUAGGGCCAAUCUUGGGGGGGUGGGGUUAUGGGAAGGGAUUGCAGGUGGGAGUUGUUGGGGCCGUUUGGUGGGCGUUGGCUGUCGUCGCGGGGGUGGGUUGGCUUUUGAGUGGCCUGGUCCGGGAAGGGGAUGGGCAUGAGAUCUGGUUGGAUGGGGAAAAGGAGGAGGAAGGGGGCAAUGAAGUGGUUCGAUGA